Xenia sp. Carnegie-2017 is the source of this 791-nucleotide messenger RNA. RefSeq names its product neuroglobin-like. The record is from RefSeq and is a predicted model, not a curated record. Gene Ontology annotation, molecular function: oxygen binding; heme binding. NCBI's taxonomy places the organism in Eukaryota, Metazoa, Cnidaria, Anthozoa, Malacalcyonacea, Xeniidae. Bases 50 to 391 code for a protein of 113 amino acids. The transcript has 2 exons.
AAAUACGUGUUUUUUAUAUUCUUUCAGUCUUUUCAGAUCAUAUCCGGAAAUGCAAAACUUAUUCCCCGAGUUUCGAGGUCAGGGAAACGUCGAUGUGCUGGAAGAAACAAAAUUUUUAAACGGCCAUUCGAGACGCUUAAUGACGGCGGUCGAGAACAGCGUAAACUCGCUAAAUGAUUUCCAGUCUUGUUCCACAUAUCUUCAAGAGCUGGGUCGAAGACACAAGUCGAGAAAACUGAAACCCCACUAUUUAGAGAGAAUGGGAGCGGCGAUGAUGUUGGCAUUUAAAGAAUUUUUCCCGAAUUUGUGGACAGAGGAGAUGGACGAAGCAUGGAAUAAAUUAUACAGAUAUAUUGCUGACAUGAUGAUCGCAGGAUUAGAUGCAAGUUAGCAAACUACUUGACCACGCAAAAAACGAGAUUAGUUUGAAAGCGAAUUUAGUACGCUAAAAAUCUCAAUUACUUUGAUUACCAAACAAAUUUUGCCGUCCUUAUAUAUAAUCGCACACUACAGUAACAUUUAUACUUCAAGUUGUUUCCAGGACUUUUACUUUAGUCAUUACUUCAUGUAAGAAAAUUUCAAAUAUUCCUUCCAGGAAGUGCAUUUAUAAACAAAAUCAUUUAUUUUGAGAAGUGAAAUUCUCAGCAUUACAAAGGUUUGAAAUAAUGCACAAAUAUUCUUGAAUGUCUUUCACCAUUCAUACGGCUGAAAAACAUAAAACAACAGGCCUUGAAGCCUGCUUUAAAAUGUGAAACUAUUAUGAUUACAAAAUAAAUUGUUGAUAUGCAAAA